This is a messenger RNA of Synchiropus splendidus (mandarinfish), 1383 nucleotides long. RefSeq names its product anti-silencing function 1Bb histone chaperone (gene asf1bb). NCBI's taxonomy places the organism in Eukaryota, Metazoa, Chordata, Actinopteri, Syngnathiformes, Callionymidae. The record is from RefSeq and is a predicted model, not a curated record. Bases 153 to 752 code for a protein of 199 amino acids. The transcript has 4 exons. Gene Ontology annotation, cellular component: nucleus. Gene Ontology annotation, biological process: DNA replication-dependent chromatin assembly. Gene Ontology annotation, molecular function: histone binding.
UCCGCCCUCAGACGCCGGCGCUAGCAACUGUUGCCGAUCAUUUCAGUCCCAUCCACUGCGGUCCAGAGAGAGGAACCCGGGAACGCAGGCGGCGGGUCAAGUGGAACUUCUAGUGAGAGACUUUGGGAGAGUUUUCGCUUCGUAGUGACGCCAUGGCAAAAGUUCAAGUGUUAAACGUCGCUGUUCUGGACAACCCGAGCCCAUUUGGAAACCCUUUCCAGUUCGAAAUAACGUUUGAAUGCAUGGAGGACUUGCCGGAAGAUCUUGAGUGGAAGAUUAUCUAUGUUGGUUCUGCUGAGAGUGAGGAGUACGACCAGGUUCUUGACUCUGUUCUUGUUGGCCCGGUACCAGCUGGUAGACACAUGUUUGUUUUUCAGGCAAAUGCCCCUAACACUGGCCUGAUCCCUGAAACCGAUGCUGUGGGAGUGACCGUGGUCCUUAUAACCUGCACGUACCGUGGUCAAGAAUUCAUCCGCAUCGGCUACUAUGUGAACAACGAAUACACAGACCCCGAGCUGAGGGAAAAUCCACCCUUGAAACCAGACUACACAAAGCUUCAGAGGAAUAUUUUGGCAUCCAACCCCCGUGUCACCCGGUUCCACAUCAACUGGGAUGGAAUAGCUGACAAAAUGGAGGACGGCGAGAAUAUUGACCCGUCCCCCAAUGUUGGAAGCAUGCUGCCUCCCUCGUGCUUACAAGGGAAGAUGGCCCCGAUGGGACUGAUGCCUGACAAUUCCAUGGACUGCAUGUAAGACCUUUUGUGCUUCAAACUUGGACAAAUUUCCACACAAUUGUUGAGUCCCGGAAUGAGUCUACAACACAAGGGUAUUGAUGCUUGGGGCCAGCCAGGAUUUCUUUGGACAGUUUAUUUCGGUACCUCUCCUUUCUGCCUCAGUGCGCCAAAUAUGUCUCAGAUGAUGCUUGCGCUGAGGUUGCCAACCCUCAUAUGGGAACAGACAAACACAUUUUUACUACAAGCGUCUCGCGUAUUAGAAAGACUCUUGUCAAUGUUUGAUACUAAAGCUUGUGUAAAUUGUGUCAACUGUUCGAUUGUAGGAUUUGUACAAAAGAAAAACAAAGUUCUGAAGAAAGCUCCUUGUUUGUCAAAUGUGAUGCAUUUCUGGGAUUACAAUGCUAUUUAUUCUUGCACUGCCUUGGAGAAUAUUGUGUUAACUCCUGAUUCAAGGUGCUGCUUCGUCUCUUCAAAAGCUCCCAUUAUAUAAUCAAUACAGUCAUGUUGAUUCUGCAUAAUGUAAAUAUGAUUUCUCCGGCACUUGCUUUUUCUCAAUUUCCUUUUGUGUCCUUGCUCUCAAGUUUAUGUCAGUCACAUUAUUGAAGUCAAUAAAGUUUUCCUGUUUUCUUUUCUUACAUGCCAUGAAGUCC